Schistosoma bovis is the source of this 1212-nucleotide messenger RNA. The record is from the annotation of a GenBank genome assembly. NCBI's taxonomy places the organism in Eukaryota, Metazoa, Platyhelminthes, Trematoda, Strigeidida, Schistosomatidae.
AUGAGAGUAAGGGAAAGAUUUCAACAAGAUUCAUUCAAAUUAAAUUACAAUUCUAAAACGAUCAGUUUCACCAAUUCACAAUGGCUACAACAAUUAUUAUCCAUUGCAGUACGUUUAAAUAAUGCUACAAAUAUUCACGAAAACAUAUCACCUUCAGAUAAAAUUACCACUAUUCAUAAUAGUAUUGACAAUGGAACAGUACCAACCACUACUGGUUGUAUUAUAUUAGAAUUAUAUGAUAAAAAUCCUAUAUUUCUUUAUGAUCAAGAAGAUUUUCAUGAUAUUGAUUAUUCUGUAUUAAAAAUGCAAAUAAUUGUUUGGACACAAAAAUAUAUAAAACCAGAUGAUUUAUUUAUGGAUUGGUUUGAAACAGUCAAUCGACAAAUUCAUUACAAUAAAAAAGGUUAUAACAAAAAAGAGAAUUCAAUAAAUCGUGAUCAUGAAUUAUCAAUUACUAAUGUGACAUAUUGUACUGAAAAUUUGAGAGGUUUAAUGAUUGAUCAUAAUCAUAAUAACCAUAUAUUUGAUGGAUUAAAUAAUUAUGAUUUAAAUCAUGAUAUGCAAAAUGCCAAGAAUGAAACAAAGUCUGAUAAAUAUGGUGGAAAUGAAGUGCAAAUUUUAAUUGUGAUUACUCUUUGUUCUGUGCUCAUUAUUUGCUUUCUGAUGGCUGUUAUUUUACGUAUUAGAAGCUUUUGUAAACGUCAAACAGAAUCAAGAAAACAAAUGCGCAACGAUCGUGAUUCAGCGUUACAAAUCAAUUUUCCAUAUGAUGUUAAUGAAAUACAAGUUGCAGAUAAACUACCUGUACCGAGUACAACAUAUGGCAGUAAUACACAUCCUGGACUAACUAAAAAAAGAAUUGGUAUUUACAGAUAUAAUCGUAUACCACAACCACAAUAUAAUUCAAUGCAAAAUUAUAACAGAGUAUUUAAUGCUCAAACAUAUCAACCAUCUACUGUUUUUCUGAUCGGCUGUCAAGACACCGAUCAUUCUAAAGAAUCGCAUAAUAAAUGGCUAACAAAUCAUGAAUUACAUCGUCAAUAUUUAUUACAUUCUAGAAAAUCAGAAAAUUUCAUUGAUCCAUUUCAAAUUCAAAUUUCAAAUUUCAAAUCUCAUUUAAAAUCUUUUAAAAAUUUAAAUGAAAAUCAAAAUCAAACAAAAAAACAAGUUUAUCAUUUGAAUAAAUCAAUUCAACGAACUAAUAGUUUUUAA